CCAGACGGCGGCCGCGCCCGCCACACGGACACGGCGGGCUGGGACCGCCACGGGCAGCGGCUCCGGCAGACACACGGACCGACAGACACACAGACAGCGAGCGGCACCGCCACAGCGCAGGCACAGCGCUGCCCGGCACCGCCACAGCGCAGGCACAGCGCUCCCCGGCACCGCCACAGCGCUCCCCGGCACCGGCACCGCACAGGGCGCAGCGGCACCGCGCGCGGCUCAGGCGCAGCGCAGCGCGGGCAGCGGCGGGAGGACGAGCGGCGCACGGUGCUGGCAGCUCCGGCCGGCGCUGCCCGGAGAUGUCGGGGGUGCUGGUGAUCGCUGCCUGGUGCUUCCUGCAAGUGGAGAGCCGGCAUCCUGAGAUCAUCACGAGUAACAGCAAUCAUGGCAAUUUCCUGGACAACGACAAAUGGCUGAGCACAGUUUCGCAGUACGAUAAAGACAAGUACUGGAACAAAUUCCGGGAUGAUGAUUAUUUCAGGAACUGGAAUCCAAACAAGCCAUUUGAUCAAGCCCUGGAUCCAUCCAAAGAUCCCUGCCUGAAGGUGAAGUGCAGCCCACACAAAGUGUGUGUCACCCACGACUACGAGACCGCGAUCUGCGUCAGCCGCAAGCAGCUGGUGCACAGCCUUCGACAAAAGAAAGGCAGCCUGGCCCAGAAGCACUGGGGUGGGGCAGCCAGCAUGGCCAAGUGCAAGCCCUGCCCCGUGGCACACUCCAGCGCCGUGUGCGGCUCCGACGGACACACCUACACCUCCAGGUGCAAGAUGGAGUUCCAUGCCUGUACUUCUGGCAAAACCAUCAUAGCUCGAUGUGAAGGGCCCUGCCCCUGCCUGCCAGGACCUGAAAGUUUAAAACACAAGAUGGAGAAGACUGCUUGCACAGACAAGGAGCUGAGGAGUCUGGCCUCCAGGCUGAAGGACUGGUUCGGUGCCCUCCACGAGGAUGCCAAUCGUGUCAUCAAGCCCACCAGCUCGGAGACAGCACAAGGCAGAUUUGACACCAGCAUCCUACCAAUCUGUAAGGAUUCCUUAGGCUGGAUGUUCAACAAACUUGACAUGAACUACGACCUGCUGCUGGAUCCCUCGGAGAUCAGCGCCAUCUACCUGGACAAGUACGAGCCCUGCGUCAAGCCGCUCUUCAACUCCUGCGACUCCUUCAAGGACGGGAAGCUUUCCAACAACGAGUGGUGCUACUGCUUCCAGAAGCCCAGUGGUCUUCCUUGCCAGAAUGAAAUGAAUAGAAUUCAAAAGCUAAGUAGAGGGAAGAGUCUGUUGGGUGCUUUCAUCCCCCGGUGCAAUGAGGAAGGUUAUUACAAAGCCACACAGUGCCAUGGCAGCACGGGGCAGUGCUGGUGUGUUGAUAAGUAUGGCAAUGAGAUAGCUGGCUCCAGAAAGCAGGGCACAGUCAGCUGUGAAGAAGAGCAAGAAACCUCAGGGGAUUUUGGCAGUGGUGGAUCUGUUGUAUUGUUGGAUGAUUUGGAAGAGGAACCUGAAGCAACAAAAAAAGACAAAGAAGGAAAACUGAAGAUUCAUGUAAGAGCAGCUAAUGAGGAUGAUGAAGAUGAAGAUGAUGAUAAGGAUGAUGAAAUUGGUUAUAUAUGGUAGUGCCCAUCAUAAUGAGGACUCACGUUUUGCACAAUAUUGCAACUCACAUCAUAUCUCUGCAAUUGUAUCUGAGAGUACCUGGCACAAAUAUUCCCUCUCUACUGAGUUUAAUUUUGUAUAGUCAGUUUAAUUUGGAUGACAACUUUUCUUUUCCAGCAAGGACUGUUUGGAAAACAGCUUUUGUUCAGUUGGUUUGAGGAAUUUUUGUUCUAUCCACAGGGGCAAUGUGUUUCAAGACCAUUUUGUGUCUUAAUCCUCACUUGCACCACUUAGGAAAUCUAUCCUGUGAAAGAAUUCUGGAAGGGGCUCAAAAAUACAAUACAAAGGCUUAUAAGCCCCUCUCAUGUCACAGAAUUUGUGUCAUAAAUUGUUGCCUGGAUCAUAUCAGAAAAAGUUUUUUCUUUCAUGAAGAAGGAAAAGUAGGUGCCUCAUUUUCUAGUCCAUAUUUUGAUGUCCCAGUGAAGAGUAAGUCUCUUUGGACAGUGGCUGCCCAGUACCAGGGGUUUAAUCCAGAAGAAAAUCCAUUGGCAGGACUUUCCCUUCCUUCCAUUCUCUGAGAAUGAGUCCAGCAGGUUUAGUCCAGCUCACACUGAAGGCAGAACUCCCACCAGGGCACAGAUCAGCUCACUGACUUUAUUUGAUAAAGGGACACGGCCUUGAUCUUAAGAGAUGCUAAGAACCUGCAGUUGUCAUGGACCAAGCCCUAGAGGCAGGGGACAGAGUCCAUCUGCCCUUCAGAGUGUUACAGGGGAGAGUAUUCUGUGAGUUUGUAGCAUCAUAACCACCCAGAGCUGUUCCUCAUCUUCUGCCCGAGUUCCUUGGCACUGGGAGGGUCUCUGACAGCACCCAGGCAGCUCUGCUUCCAGCUCACACACAGACCUGUCUGUUCUCCAUUUAGCAGCCCUCCUUCCAAAGUCAGGAUGCUGUCAAAGACACAAACCCUCAAAAGUUACUGUCACUUAUUUAAUGUAAAGAUAUCUGUCUAAAAAAACAGCCUUAGGUGGUGAUAUUUCAAAAGUAUAACCCCUUGGUUCAGCAUGAUGCUGCACACUUGUAAUUUACACUCCUAAAAAAGAUUAGUAUUAAAAUCCAAUCUUUGAUUCCCUCAAUACCUCCCACGUAUUCAAAGCUCUUGUAUCAGAGGAUGGUGACUUUACAUUUUUUGCAGUGUCCUUUCCCAUGGAAGUUCUCAGAUGCAGUAAUGUGCUGUGUUGUUAUUUUUGCUGUUUUGUGAGGCAGUAAGAGGAGCUUUAACCCCACUCUUGCAUUAGGAUGCAGGUGUAAGUAUUUUAGCAGUGCCUGUGGUUGGCCAGUGUUAUUUUGCAGAAUGAAAAAUGUGUUUUUUAUAACAAAAACUGAUUAGAUUUUUUUUUUAGUUAAUGGUGGAUAUAGAGGUGGAGACAGCAUUGAAUCACAACAUGGUUGAACUACACAGUCAGUUGAAAGCUGGAAAAUACCACACAGGUUGGCAGAAGUCAGUUUUUUGGUACAUUGGCCUGGGGAUGUUGGCUCUCAGCCCUCUGCAAAGUCAGUGCCUGCCUGGCAGCCCUCUGGGUAGGACCUCUGCUUUCAGACAUGAUCAGAGGUGGAAUUCCUUUCAGGGACCAUGUGCUGCAAGGGCUCUCCUGUUUUCUCCUCUUUUAUUUCCUAUUUAUCCAGAUCAAUGACCUGAGAACAAAGAGCAAGCCUGCAUAAUGAUUAUUAAUGCAGAAGGAUGUGUAAAACCAGGAGGAAUUUGUUGUUUCAUGCCACUGCAUCCUCCCAAAAAUCUGCCAUCACAGUCAUUUGCAAAAGGCCUGCAAUCUGCCCUGCCUCAAAUAAAUCCCUUUGGUUUUCCCAUAGCUUUGUAAAAAUAUAUUUAAUAAUCAUUUUCCAUGAGCUGCACUGCACACAGACACACACACACCUACACACUUCUUCUGUUUGCCUUUCACAGAAAUCCUGCCAACUUGCAGGAGGAGCAGAUAAUCCAGCAUUUCUGUCUCCCUAAAUAUGAUUUUGUGAGAAGCAAUUGAACACCAUCAGUAGGUUCUUUCUCAAAUGUCCUGUCUAGUUUUCCUCUGGUAUUUUCUUAAUUAACCCCAUACUCUCUGGGUUUGGCUCUGUGCAAGACCUGCCUGAGGCACAGAGCUGCCAUUUCAUUCUGACAUAAAUCCAAGCUCCACAAUCAGCAGAUUAUGCUUAUCCUCCUGACUGGACUGGUUCUCCACACAGAGCCAGGGGGUUUUGGCAGUGCUGUGUCCCUCCACAAUGGCUUAUCCUGGCUGUGCCUUACAUCAAAGGUCACAGAGCAAAUCCCUUCUCCUGCCCAGCACCUCCCCAGGGUAAAGCCUGUCAGUCUGAGCCCUUGCAGGCUUUACCAGGUCUGAGGCUGCAGGGGGCUGUGUCCCAUGUAAACAUGCAAGAUGGUUAAAUUAAAGCUGUUUAAUCAGCCUUUAAAAGUGGAUGUGAACAUCUUUGAGCCAUGGCAGCACCACCCACUGCUGGUCUCCUGGCUGUGAUGUUUCACAUACCAUGCUUCCAAAUCAGAGCUGGAAGGUUUAUAUCUAACUGUAAAGCAGUUCCUGUCUCCAGACUCACCAGCUCAAACAUGAAACAGCUCCAGCACAGCCUGGUGAGGGGCAGGUGCCUUGGCUGGCUCAGGUGGGCUCUCCUGGCACAUCCCAGAAACACACAGGUACACACAGCUGUGCUAAACCUGCUGGCCUGGAUCCAGGCACACCCCCUCUCCAGGUGACCUGUUUGGCUCAUGCAAGUGUUCUUCUGCCUCCAGCCAGCAUGGGAAAUGUGCCAUUUUAUGGGCUGGGGCAGCUGGGGGGAGCAGGGCACUCAGGCUGUCGUGCUUGGAAGGGCAGCUCAGACUCUGGAUUGCUUUGAGAGCAAGUUCCUAAAUCCUGCACAGCUAUUUAACAAAGCCCUUUUUGUGAUCCAGUGGUGUCCUCCCAUGGUGGAGCCUAUAUAUAUAUAUAUAUAUAUGUACAUCUCUGUGUGACUGUAUAUAUACAUUUAUGCACAAAUAUGUGUGUGCAUAUGUAUGUGUGUGUCCAGUCUGGGGAGAUGCAUUAAGAAAAUCUUCUAUUUAAUGAAAUAGUGAUAAAGAAACCAGCGAUUCUACCAAGAGCCAGUGCUCUUCCAGAUCAAUCCCCUUCCAUUCUUCAUGCUUUGUAAAGGAUUUAAUUUGCUUCCAAUUUAAUUUAAUUCAAUCCCUUUCUUUUUCUCUUUCCUUUUUUUCUUUUUUUUUUACAAAGCAGGAUUUACUUCCCAUCUAAAUCAAGUCAUUGACCUUCCAAAUUUUUUCUCAUUGUGAAAAAUGGAAUCUGAGUUGGCCCAUUCUUUUAGACACACAAACCAAGUGGAAUCAGAGUUGUCCCAUUCUUUUAGAAACACAAACCAAUUUUUAAUCUCAUUUUCUUUUCAUAUUACAGUCUAUGAGAUACUGUUAGGCAUUUCUUUAUGUUUCUUGCAACUACUGUAGUUAAAUCAAAAUGUUGAGUUCAGAUUUCAGCACAGCUGGGUUUUUUGGGUCAUUACUGGCCUUUGCUGUGAACACAAAGAAUCCUCUUUAUUUUCUUUGCCUUUUUUUAAGCUAUUCUGUACUGUUAUUUUAAACCAUUUGAAGUGUUUAUUUAAUAUUUAUUCUACAGUUUAUAUUGAAAAUGUAAAGUUUAUAUUUAAAACAACACCGUUUGUUAGUGAAUGCUUCUCUUUGCCUCUCCAGCCUAGUCUGUUAGUCUCAGUGUACAUUUCUGGCAUGGGAAUAUUUUGAUAUUAGGAGUUUUGUAGCCUCUUCUCCCUCCAGCAGCAGCUGAUGUAGAUCAGGCCAGCAGCUGACCCAGAGCUCCAGGUGGCUCAAGCUUCGCUCCCUCGUUUGUUGGCUUCUCUCGCAGUCCCUCCUGUGUCCCCUCCUUUCAUCCACAGACUGCUUUGUACAGUUACUACACAUCAAAAAGCCCUUUCUACAGUAGGUGGGUUUUGGUCUUUUUAUACUUUUCUCAAUGCUGUUGAUGUCUGUUACUGUUCAAUGUGUAGAUCUGUAAGGAGAGAUCCAAAUAUUACGUGUUUCAGUUCGAUGUCCCUACUGUAGAUGGAUGUAGACUAUCAUAGUAGUAGAACUGCAUAGUAAAUUCUGAAUGCUUUUUCCAUAAGGAGUUCAGUGGAAUGUGAGCAUUUUGCUACCUUUGGUUAACUGUAAAUGCUUAACUGUAGUCUGAAAUAGUUGCAUUUUUGUCCGUCUCAAUAAAUUUUAAUUUGUCUGCGA
This is a messenger RNA of Oenanthe melanoleuca, 5874 nucleotides long. It is a transcript of the gene SPOCK1, whose product is annotated as SPARC (osteonectin), cwcv and kazal like domains proteoglycan 1. Gene Ontology annotation, molecular function: calcium ion binding; protein binding. NCBI's taxonomy places the organism in Eukaryota, Metazoa, Chordata, Aves, Passeriformes, Muscicapidae. The transcript has 12 exons. The record is from RefSeq and is a predicted model, not a curated record. Bases 309 to 1616 code for a protein of 435 amino acids.